GCAGUGCCACACCUCCGAGCUCCGUUACCGCAGCAGCAGCAGGAGCAGCGGUGGUGUGAUCAUGUGACGCCUGCAUUUCCGACACAACAAUACAACACCGUAUUGGUCUGCAUUCACUCCCCCCCACGCCUGGCUCUCGGUAUGGCGGACGGCGAGAGGUCCCCGUUACUAUCAGAUCUGGGAGAUGGUGCUCUUGGCAGUGGUAACGGCGGGGUGUCUCCCGGCGCAGCGCCCUACGGUGUGCCCAACAAGCCACAGAGCUUCCCUCCGUUCCCCAGCCCUGAUCAGCCCUCGGUGCUCCUUGGGGAGGACCCUCCACCCUACUCCCCUCUCACGUCCCCAGAGAGUGGCAGUGCACCUGUCAUCAGCUGCAGGGUGUGUCAGAGCCUGAUCUCUGUGGAGGGAAAGAUCCACCAGCAUGUUGUGAAGUGCGGGGUUUGCAAUGAAGCUACGCCCAUUAAGAAUGCCCCAGCAGGGAAGAAGUAUGUCCGCUGCCCCUGCAACUGUCUGCUCAUCUGCAAAGUUACUUCCCAGAGGAUCGCCUGUCCUCGGCCAUAUUGUAAGAGGAUAAUUAAUCUGGGUCCAGUUCAUCCUGGUCCGGCCAGUCCUGACCCCCAGCCAUCCGGGGCCCGAGUCUCCUGUGGACACUGCAGCAACACCUUCCUGUGGACAGAGUUCACAGACCGGACGCUGGCCAGGUGCCCACACUGCAGGAAAGUCUCCUCCAUUGGUCAGAGGUAUCCCCGGAGGCGGAGCUUGUGGUGUUUUCUACUCUGCUUGCUAUUCAGCAUCUCCGCUGCCGGGCUGAUGGCUGGAACGUGGACGAAGGCUCAGACCUACCAGGCGAUCUACGCUUCGUGGGCCGCGCUGCUGCUCCUGGUUCUCGUCACCUUGGUCCGGGCCUUCUACUGGGCCUGCAUGAGGGUCAGCCAGCCCCUCCAGAACUUCACAUAGAGCCCCCUCCAACCCUGCCGCUCCCUCUUCCCAACCCGCCAGGCCGGAGGAGAAGAUGGCUUAAAAGAAAAACACACACACACUAUAAAACAGAAUAUUUAUUUAAACCCAACCCCAGAAAGAGAAAGUUCUCCUCCUCCUGUCCCCUCCCUUUUAGUCAAAUGUGUUUCUAAAACUGGAUGGCGGUGGCUGCAACUGCUAUAUAUCGGUAUAUACGGUAACUAUGAUGAUGCGUGUAGCCUAAUGUACUGUUUAUCUGUUCUAAUCUCGUGGCAAGGGUGGGGUUCGUUUUAACACUGUAACAAUUCUAACAAUUUUUUCGUCUUCUCUUUCCCCCCCUGCGCUGUUUAUACAUUUCGGCUUCAGUCUGUGGCACAUCGGUUGCACUCUCGCAACUUGUAAGAUGUGAAUAUUGCCCUUGUUUUUGUUCAGUGGGGGGCGCUCCCUCUUCAAUCCUAAUUUGAUGUUAGGUUUAGUAUUAUUUGAACAUUUAA
Molecule: messenger RNA, 1448 nt
Organism: Sander lucioperca (pikeperch)
Lineage: Eukaryota; Metazoa; Chordata; Actinopteri; Perciformes; Percidae
Gene: pip4p1a
Product: phosphatidylinositol-4,5-bisphosphate 4-phosphatase 1a
Exons: 7
Coding region: 142-954 (270 amino acids)
Biological process (GO): phosphatidylinositol dephosphorylation
Cellular component (GO): late endosome membrane; plasma membrane; lysosomal membrane
Molecular function (GO): phosphatidylinositol-4,5-bisphosphate 4-phosphatase activity
Source: RefSeq, a predicted model, not a curated record